AUGGCAGAGUGCAAUCGCCGAUAUGAGCAGCGCUUUGGGCACAUCUUUAUCAUUUGUGCUCAGGGAAAGCCUCCAGUAGAGAUACUCUCUGCUCUAAAGCAACCGCUUGAGCAAACCUUCACUUCACUCAUUCCAGACCCAACCUUGUGUUCUUCCUCAUCCCGCCCUGAAUUUCCUACAUCCUACAUCCGCCAAGUUAGCAGUGGCAAUGGUGGUGGGUUCUUCCCGAGUGUGUCUAUAGUGUUCCAAGUGCUGCCAGAGCAAGAGAGGGAGCAUUUUCACGCGCCGCUGCUGCUCUCCCCAUUCUCCUACUCCACCUACCGAGGCAGCUGA
This is a messenger RNA of Closterium sp. NIES-65, 333 nucleotides long. The record is from the annotation of a GenBank genome assembly. Lineage: Eukaryota; Viridiplantae; Streptophyta; Zygnematophyceae; Desmidiales; Closteriaceae.